UGACCAGAGCCGAUGGGAGUCUCCGGCGUCUGGUCAAACGUAAGAUCGAGAGGUUUUCGGUCGUAGGUCCGCGGGAUUUUCGUCCGAUUCGGGGUUAUUUCGACGUGAUUGAGUGAAAUUUUCCGCGGAAGUGCUGUUAUGAAGUGAUUUUUGUGCUGCGGGUUUGUUGUGCGAUGGGUGAUCUUGAUACGCUAUUCGACUAUGAGCAGCAGUACGCUGAAUUUGCAGCAGCUGAAGAGGCCAAAACAUGGGAGAAGGAGGAACACGAGAGGCUCCGGAGAGAGGGACUCGCUCGGGAGAAAGAAGAGGACUUCGAGCCAAGCGAUUGGGACAAGCUGCCGGAUUUGGUUCUAGAGAGAAUAUUCUCCUACCUGACCGUCAAGGAGAAGUACAACGCAUCCCAAGUUUGCAGGAACUGGUACCACGCCUUCUACUACCCCGAAUCUUGGUCCACUUUCAAAUUCGAAGACACUACUCUCACGCGAAGACGGUUCAAUUAUUAUUCCGGAUGGCAGUACACUUUGGACCAUCUGCGUACCCAAUUAUGCCUUUGCAGCGUCGGAAAUAUAUUAAAGCACCUAAUAUUCGUUCCACAAACCAAUUUUUACAAUCUCUAUGAAUUCAUGAAUAUGAUCUCCUUCUACGCCGAGCAAGAACGUUCGGGCUCAAAGGAAUUUUCUAGAGGCAUAGGUUCAAAUGUUGAGACUUUAUCUUACAUAUUUCCGUGCAAUCAGGCCUACAGAAAUCAGCCGAUGGAACUCUACGGAACCGGAGGAAAGUUACUGGCGACUUUGAAAAGACUCAUGGGUAAUUUGUGUUCUUUGCGUUGCCUGCAGUUGGUUGAUCUCAUGCUUGACUUCGGAGACGCCCUCCACUUACUCGACGAAGUUUGCUACUCACAUUGUCUCACUCUCCGACGACUGACACUCAUCAACGUCACCAGAAGUAAAUGCUCACUCCUUCAUAUUGGCGUCUUUCUAAAUUUGCAAAUUCUAGAGAUAAGUCCUCAAAACUUAAGCGAAGAUGGACUCUAUUUGCUGAGUGAAAUAGAAACACUUUCCCAUCUUCAUAUCAUUCAAAAUAAGUACACCCCACAAGAACUGACAGCUGUCUCUUCGAAGGCUUGGAAGCAACUUAGUAAGAAGAGACCAGAUUUGCAAGUGCAUUUACAACUAGUAUCGAAUCUUGAAAAGGGUAUCUUGUGGCAAGAUGGUGCACCGGUUGCAAGUAUUUGGUAUGAGUCACCGAAAAUCAAGGUUGACGGAGACUCAGUUUCCACGGCUGUCGAGAUGUACGGACCGACGCUGAGGUUUUAUGGCCACACGCAUCCCCCAAAAUAUCACCAAUCGAAAUCAUUCCGAGAUAGAAUGGAUCCGUUCUUUGUAUUCUUAGUGAACAAGUGUCCAAAUCUCACCACAUUAAUAAUUCGAGAGCGCAUAUCCACAGCGACAGUGCUGCUGCUGGCAAGUUACGGGAAGAAACUUAAACACUUGUACAUUCGUCGAAACGCUGUGAUACUCCGCAACGACUGGCCCAAGAACUCCGAUUGGCCCGAGGGAUUCAGCAUUUGGUUGAAGAAAUCGUGUCGUUCUUACGAAACAACGGAACAAGAAGUGUCUCAAAUACUCGGCUUCCGGUGGCAGAUGUUGUCCGACAAAGAGUUCAAUAAGAUCUCUCCCAGCCUGCACAACCUAUAAAGAGGUUUACUGAGAAAUAAAAUUCGGUCAUAAUAUCCGUAGUACCGCGUCCUACAUCGACUGUAGUAUCUGGUCCGUUGCAGUAUUUGCGAUUUAUGCGACCGUAACCGUAUGUCCCUGAUCAUUUUUUGAGAAAAUUGGGGUUUUUUGGUGAUGAUUUCCAUCUCCGGACGACUUUUUCGUCUCUCGGUGUGGCUCGAAUCGAAUAAUUCUAAUUUUGGAAAUGUUGACAAUUAUUGGGCGUAUUUCUGCCAAACGGUACUAUGUGCAUUAAGACAUUUUUUUUUCUUUUUUUUUUUAUUAAAAUAAAAAUGUACGACUGCCCCUUACGGGGCAUUAAUUACAUUGAGGUUAACUGAAUCUAAUACUAAUCUUAAAACUAAUGUAAUAUGAUUUUGUUAUUAACUAAUAAACCAUACAUACCACGACCUACGCUUUACAAUUCGCAUUAAGACAUGAGCUUUGAGACCCAUACGAAUAAAUAUGCAUGGCAGGGCUCACGUCAUGGUGCACAUAGUUCCGUUUGGCAGACAUACGUCCAUUUUAUUAUUUAAUACUCUCGGAAUGGGUCCGACAGAAAUCAACCAGGUUUUUGGAGGAAGCAAGAGGUGUUCUGGGUGGAAUGGGUCAGUUGCGCUGGUCACAGAAUCGCGUUUUAAUGCUUGAUUCUUGUAGAUCAGCUAGAAAGAAUGAAGUCUGUCCAAACGGCAAUUUUCUACGUUCAAUAUUAACCGAGAAAUCGCGCUUUGAAAAAUUCGGUUUAUGACGUCAUCAAUGCACCGCAGUAGCGCCACUUGUGGUUUCUUCAGCCUUGCUUUGAUCAAUCAGGGUGACAUACAUUUGCACUGGUUACUCAACGAGGAACUCGCAUGAAAGUCAGGUAUAAGGAAGCAAA
Molecule: messenger RNA, 2592 nt
Organism: Bemisia tabaci
Lineage: Eukaryota; Metazoa; Arthropoda; Insecta; Hemiptera; Aleyrodidae
Molecular function (GO): protein binding
Source: RefSeq, a predicted model, not a curated record